Messenger RNA from Acanthopagrus latus (yellowfin seabream), 3805 nucleotides. RefSeq names its product centriolar coiled-coil protein of 110 kDa-like. The record is from RefSeq and is a predicted model, not a curated record. Gene Ontology annotation, molecular function: protein binding. Bases 256 to 2715 code for a protein of 819 amino acids. NCBI's taxonomy places the organism in Eukaryota, Metazoa, Chordata, Actinopteri, Spariformes, Sparidae. The transcript is spliced from 14 exons. Gene Ontology annotation, cellular component: centriole. Gene Ontology annotation, biological process: centriole replication; centrosome duplication; regulation of cytokinesis.
UUGUUGCUAGGAGGUGCUGUUGAAGCCCGGAAGAGAGUGACACGGUGAUGGUGGAGAUGAUGGGCAGCCACAGAUUGAGAGGAGAAGCAUAAUAGGCGCGUUUUGUAGCCGCACGUCGUUGUCUCCCCGCGACGUUUGUGCGCGUUUAACACUCGUCGUCGCGCGGAAGAAAAGGACAUACCACUUUUUUUCCCCUCUCCAUUGUGAAGCUGGCUGACGAGGCUACAUGGUGUGUGCCUCCCAGUCGGAGCGUGGAUGUGUGGGAGUCCAGAGAUGGAGAGCUAUGAGGAGUUCUGUCUGCGGAGUUUGGCCAUGCUGCAGGAGACCGGGGGAGUCAGGAAGAUGGCCUGCAAGCCGCUGUGGUCCCUGAAGGCUGGCUCUGUCAUCUGCUUCCAUGGAAGAGCUGUGCUUUCGCCUCUGCUAAGUGCAGAGCAGCGCAGCGAGAUGUGCAACUACAGACAGAGGGCAGUCCAGCUGGAGGCUAACAGGCAGAACUGGCAGAGGAGCAAGCUUCUGGCCCAGGUUCAGGACAUACUGGGCCAAGCUCAGGCACAUAAAGCACCAAGUGAAGAGGUUGAAAAGCUGCCAGUUUCUAAAUCUGCGUCAGUCAGUGGCUACACCCUGGUCACAGACUCUCCUGGACUUCCCAGAGACCCUGGAUUCGGGCUCCAGACAAACGAUCAGCCUGCCACUCCAUGCUCUGAGACGCCCAUGCUCAAUGGCUACAAGGCAGUGGAGGAAGUGACAGUGGAGAGGGAGAAGAGUGAGGAGGAAGAGGAGGAGGAAGAUAUUAGUUUGGACAGCCUCCUUAAGAGAUCCAGGGAGUAUGUGAAGAGAGAGCAGAGUCAGCAGGGGUCAAAAGUUGUCCACACAGUCACCAGGACUCCCCCACCAGAGACUGCCUCUGACAAGGAGAGCAAGAGCUGCAGUCCCAUGGGGGACACAGGCGUUGAGUUUGGAUUCAGUCUGCACCACAGCCCAGUUGGCCCACCGCAGACCCAAAUCCAGCAUCAAACUCUGUAUGACCCCAGUCCCCAACAUCCUGUCUGCCUUUCACCCAGUCUACCUGACCGGUAUGCCCGUCUGCCCAGCCCACAGUCCAGCAUUAGUCCCCGUCCACAGAGACGCAGACCACGGCCAGUUUCUACAGGGAAUAUUCAUAUUUCAUUUCCCAUCGGCCCAGCAGACCUUAUCCCUCGAAGUCCAGGACGGUCAGGGGAAGGUGCUGGCAUGGGAGACUGGGGAGAUGCUCUUUCAGGGGCCACAAAGUCCUCCGAUCACUGGGGCUCAGUGGGGAGUGAAGCUGGGGCCUGUGUUAGCAGGAGUGGCAGCCGUAGAUCUAGCCACUGUGGUAGCAGUCCAGGGCAGGAGACCUGUAGCCCCGUUAGUGCCUCAGGGCUUAGCCCGAAGGGACACCAUGACCAUGUGGCUGCAGGGUUUCGCCGGCGCUGCCACACUCUGGACAGCCAGCUGCAUAGCCACCAAUCUGGAGUUGAGCACAUAGACCGCAGCCAGGAAAGGGUUCCUCGCUUCAUGGCAGGAGUUACAUGGAUGGGUUCAAGUCGGCGCACCCCUGCACCCUCCUUAAACCAGUCGUAUGAGGUAGACAAUCCCUCACCAUCGCUGCUGAGACCUCGCAUUACUCCCGACUUAGCUCAGGUCACGGUCAGGAUGGAUCCUGAGGACAUUCAGGGGACAAACAAUGGAAGAAUCACACCAACUGUCUUUAGAAAUGCAGCUGAGGCACAGACCAGCGAGACACAGGAGACCCAGAGGCGAGCGCAGGCUCUGGAGGACAUGCAAAGGCGUCUGGAGGAGGAGCACGCCUUGCAGAUGUCGCUGCUCCUGGCCGAGCAGGAGAAAGAGCAACAUCGCCUCCGUCUGGAGCUCGAGGAGACAGAGAGAAGACUGAAGGAGCAGGGCUGUGUGCGGCCUUUGAGUGGGGACGCUUGUGGGUGGACUGUGAGUGACAGCUGUCCUGUUGUGAGCCCCUCCUGCCCGGGACUAAGCCCCGCACACACACCAUCUGAACGUUCACCUGGACACAGUAAAGGUUUUCCCUGUCCCGUGAGUUCCAGUGGGUCUUCUCCCUCCGUCCAGCCUCCUGUCUAUCUGUGGGGGCCCUCAUGGGUGGUUAGCAAACCCAGAGUGAGGCUGAGUCUGGUUCUGACAGCAGAUCAACAGAGAGCGUUCUGUCGAAUCGGCGCCAUCAUUCGCGGCUUCCUCACACGCAGGCUGCUCAAAACAGAGAAGGUCAAACAUCUGCGCCAGACCAUUGUGGAUACACAGGAGUUCAUCCAAUCCUUCCAGACUGAAGCUCCACAGAGGAGGGCCACCUACUCAGCACAAGACCGCUCCCUGCAGGAGAGAGUCAGAGCCCAGUUACGUGCAGCCCUGUAUGACAUCCAUGACAUCUUCUUUGAAAUACCUCUGGGGGAUCGAUUAGCAUUGCUGCAGCAGGACAGGGAGCUCCGGGCAGAGAGGAAGCUUCGAGACAUGGAGAAAGCCAAGUGCCCCAAGGAAAGGGUGGUUCUCUCUGCUGCCACACAAAGGUCACUGGACCGGAAAAAGAGGGUCGGCGAAUCACCAGCACAGGCUAGGAAGAUGCAACAGAAGCCAAAGAGCCCCACUACCACCAGAGUCCUGAAGCCAAGCCAAGGCCAAAAUUCUCCUGCCCCAGGCCAGCUGAACCGCCAGGGAUUAAUCACCUCUUAAAGUCAUCACAGUGUGACAGUGGCUGUUUCCUCUCAGGAGCUGGUACAGAAGAACCCCAGAGGAGAGAGUGAGACGUUCGGACAGCUUGAAGAAGCAGCACUCGCUGGGUUAACCGGUGACCCGACAUCCCCUGACAUGUGAACUUGAAUUUUUAGUCUUUGAAUACAAGCCUUGCACCACUGAGACUCCAGUCAUCGCUGCUACGAUUGUGUCUAAUCUACCUUGUCAAAUUAAAUUGAUUGUAUUCACUGUCACCCUUUAGCUCACUGAUACAAACUGUCACAAUACCAUCAUUUUGAACUGUUGCAGCUUGCUUAAAUAGUUUUUAGUAGCAACAACUGAUUGUUAUACACAAAGAUCACAUGUAGCUUAAUGUGGAGUUUUUAACUGAGGAGGUAGGUACAUUUUAAAUGAUUUUUGAAAGAGUAUCUGUUCUUAAAUGAAGGCUAAAAAAAGGUCAGAGUUUAGGGAAAAAAGUCACAUUUUUAUCUGUGCCUAAGAACUAUGCCUUUGCUAUCUGUAGUAUUUUAGCAUGCAUAUAUUUACCAUUUAUGGUCGUUAACAUCUAGUGCUUACAGCUGUGAGUGAAUUUACAAACAUCUGCUUCACGCUGACUGUCACAUAAUGUAGCUGCCAUAAAAAAAGAAACUGAGUAUUUAAGCGUAAUUCAAUAAGUUUAAGUUUUUUGUCCAAGGGCUUUAAGGACCUGUUUGUGCUUUAUUUCUUUAUUAAACGGUGCUGAGUUUACAGUACUCUGAGACAUUUCAGUGUGAUUCAACAUUUGGCUUGAGUCAAUGUCAAAUGGACAAAAAAAUUUAAAUGUGUAAGUUUACAGACAACACCACAAUGCUACACUGGCACUCUGUUACAUUAACUUCACAUAACAGAUGCACAACAGACACUCUGCUAGAAGACAAGAUACUGAUGUGAAUUGGCACUUGGUUCCACAUUCAUACUUCUGCCUCAGUAGUAUUCAGUGUUGAUGUUCGCAUUGCUAUGCUCUCUUUUAAAACAAUGUCUGUUUUUUUAAUUUAAAAUGCCAAAUGUUCUUGUUUUUUUAUGAGCAGAAUAAAUUCAGAAAUUAUUUGAA